CUUCAGGUUUCAAAGUUCAAAAGUUCAAAGUAAAAUUUAUUAUCGGAGUAUACGAAUGUCACCACAUACAACCCCGAGAUUCUUUCUCUACAGGCAUACUUAGCAAAUCUAUAGAACAGUAACUGUGAACACCACGAACUAUACUCUGCAGAUAUAAAUAAAUAUCAAUAGCUAGCAUGAAAUAACAAUGUACUGCAACAGAGUCCUGAAGUGAGUGUAACUAUCCCCUUUUGUUCAAGAGCUUGACGGUUGAAGGGCAGUAACUGUUCUUGAACCUGGUGGUGCAAGUCCUGAGGCGCCUGUAUCUGUACCUGAACAGCAUCUUCUUAGUUCACUUACCGAAAUACUGACUGUUUCUGUCCCUACUGAUGCUGACUGUUUCCAUCACUACUCUAGUUCACACUCUGCCCUCUCAGCAGAGACGUGUGAGUUCUUCUCCCUGGCAGCACCUGUGGAGAUGAGUAAACAGUCAACGUUCCGGACCGAGACCCGUCAGAUUAUUCAUGUUCACGGAUGCAGCCUGGCCUUCCUCCGCCGCUCUGGGGAAUUUCCUGUGUUUCCGUUCGCCUCUCCCCCGAUCUCGUCGCCGCUUCCCUCUGAUCUCGCGAGAGUUCCGGCGCGGCGCCGGUGGCGCGAAACCGCUUCUCGUGAUGGCGUCCGCGAAGGAGUCCCGGAGUCGGAACCUGCCCUGGGUGGAAAAGUAUCGGCCCCAGACCUUGGAUGAUCUUAUUUCCCAUCAAGAUAUCCUUAACACAAUUGAGCGAUUUAUCAAUGAAGAUCGGCUCCCUCAUCUGUUAUUCUAUGGACCACCAGGAACUGGGAAAACAUCUACCAUAUUGGCUUGUGCCAAGCGACUUUAUAAGGACAAAGAAUUAAAUUCAAUGGUUUUAGAGCUGAAUGCCUCCGAUGACCGAGGUAUUGACUCAGUCCGUGGACCAAUAUUGAACUUUGCCAGUACCAGAACAAUUUUCAAGAAAGGCUUUAAGCUUGUUAUCCUAGAUGAGGCAGAUGCUAUGACUCAGGAUGCUCAGAAUGCCCUCAGAAGAGUGAUUGAGAAAUUUACAGAAAACACAAGGUUUUGCCUGAUCUGUAACUACCUGUCAAAGAUCAUCCCUGCUCUACAGUCUCGAUGUACGAGGUUCCGCUUUGGACCACUGACAGCAGAACAGAUGAUUCCAAGAUUGGAAUAUGUCAUCCAAGAAGAAAAAGUCGACAUAACUCCAGAUGGAAUGAAAGCUAUUUUGACUCUUUCCAAUGGUGACAUGCGACGAUCUUUGAAUAUUUUACAAAGCACAAACAUGGCAUAUGACAAAGUGACGGAGGAUACAGUGUACACCUGCACAGGUCAUCCACUAAAAUCAGAUAUCGCAAACAUCCUUGAUUGGAUGCUCAACAAAGACUUCACCUCUGCAUAUAAGAAUAUCAUGGAAUUAAAGACGUUAAAAGGUUUAGCCCUGCAUGAUAUUCUGACUGAGGUUCAUACUUUUGUACAUAGAGUUGAUUUGCCAUCUUCAAUUCGCAUUCAUCUAUUGAUCAGGAUGGCAGAUAUUGAGUAUAGGUUGGCAUCAGGAACCAGUGAGAAAAUACAGUUAAGCUCACUUAUUGCUGCAUUUCAGGUUGCCCGUGAUAUGGUUGUAGCUGAAGCCUAAUGCCUUGUGAGAAACUACAUUGAUAAAUUAAACAUUGUUUAAAGUUUUCAUGUUUGGAACUUAGCUUUGAUUGGUAUUUUGUCAAAUUUCAAAGAUUGAUAGAUAUUAAAACAGAAUUCAAAUGCACUUUCAUGACAAAGGCUUUAAAGUUGUAAUAAUGUUUGAAAGCUCAAGUUCGAGAUUUUCUCAGUCCAUUUAUAUUUUACAGCUGCCUUGCCAUAUUCCGACAAACACAAACAAGGAAGGUGGGCAUUAGUUCUGAGGAAAUCCAAAACCCAUUGUGCUUUAAUAAUUCAACACAUCACUUUUUCUGUAGUAUUUUGUUGUGUUGUGCAAAAAAAAAAUAGUUAAAAUGCCAAACAGAACAUCUAUGAAGUGAUCUGCAAAUUUAACCACCAUCACCAGCUUUGAGAAUUUGUUUCAAAACAGAUAUACCGUGUCUUAUUGGCCAAUUUGGUACAAUAUAGUAACUGACAGAAAAAAAUUUAAGUUGCAAAUUAAAUUUUUAAAAAGUGUUCAAACCUUGAAGAAGUUUUUUUUAAACUGUUAUCCUAUCAUAUUAGUAGUUUCCUGGUUGACAGAGAUGCAGAUACCGGUCAAAACAAAACAAUGAAGCUCGCAGAAAUGCAUUUAAUUUUGUCUGAGGCAAUGAGUAGCAAUUCCUGUUGUAUAGCAUUUCCAAAUAUUUUCUGCACUUAGUUGUCUUAUUAUAGAGUUAAAGCUAAAAUUCAAGCAGUACCUUAUUGUGCAAUCAAAAUGUACUUUUUCAUAGAAUUCGUAAGUAAUUGCAAAGCUAAAUAUUUCUUUGAGUUUAUCCUUAAUACAAGGUCUCAUGGUCUAUUUCAAUAUUGUCCGUACUAUGCUUGUGCUCACGCUCCACUGAAACCUCCUCCCAUCAUCUAAAUUUCAGUACAUGCUUUUAUUUCCCCUUCAUUUAGAGGGAGGCUGAAUAAUCAAAUCUCUAUACUAGCAACACAAACAAAAUGCUGUGGGAACUCAGUAGGUCAGGCAGCAUCUAUGGAAAAAUGUAGUCGACUUUUCAGGGUGAGACCCUUCAGAAGGAGUGAGUGUUACUUGGAUUUCCAGCAGCUGCAGAUACUCUCGUUUGAAAUCUCUAUACUGUCUGCGUCAACUAUUCCUAAUCAUAGCAAGAUAGCAUUCAAUCAUUCACAAGGACUAAUUUAAAUUUCUGAAAAUUUAUCUGUAACAAAUCCUGACUGAUUAUUAAAUGAAGACACAAAGCCAGCCUGUUAUAUGGGAAAUGUUUUUUGCUGAAUUAAUAUGAUUAAGGCAAUUACUCAGUGUUUCAUAAGUCAUUAAAGCAAAACCUGUAUUUCCAACAAAUUAAUGCGAGAUUUUAAUUUCAUAAGUUCUGUAAGAGUUAUGCUCAAGUGGCCAAGUUUUCUUCCUGCAAAGUAUACAAAUAUUUGUUGAAAUGUAGUAUUUCAGACUAAUACAGUUGGAAUGUGUUCCUCAUAAUUCCAAGUCUAAAUAUUUCCACACAGAUUUUAUUUCACUAAAUAAGACAACAUACAUGAAACAGCAAGUUGAUAAUUCCAUUGAGAUGGACAAAAAUACAAACUGUUCCAACAAAAUCUAGCAUGUCACAUUGUACUGCAUUGUCUUUAGGUGUUUUCAUUGUUGUAGAGAAAUCAAACAGCAAGAAGCUAGAACAUUGAUAGGGCUCCCUAAACAAUGAAACUUACGGGCAUAAGGAUUAUUCAGAGCACAGUGUUUUCACUCUGGAGCAGAAAUAGAUUAACCUGCCCCUGUGGUGUGUGGUAAGCCUGUGGCUUGACUUGCAGCAUGAAACAAGUGGCAAGAAUGAAUAUUUGGUUAAGUGGAUUGUUGAGAUCAUACAAGGCAGAGACUACAAAAGGAGAUCGUGGCAAUGUUCUGGGUUAAAUUGAGCAAAAAUCUAACUGCUUACCUUAAAGCCUUUAAAGUGCAGGUGUGCAUUCAAAGCAUAUACGUCCCAACGUACAAAAAUACUCAUUUUAAAAAGGUUUGCUGAGAAAGCUUUAGAGCCUCUUCAGCAAAGACAAAUGUAAAAUCACACUGAAAAGUUGGCAUUUUGGUGCAGUAAGAUUAUAAUUGUGAGUGAUCACAUCUCAAUGUGACAGGUAAAAUUUAACUUUGUAAGAUACGAAGUUCAUUAUAGUCAUACUUGUAAAGCUAUUAAUAAAACAAACCCACUGCAGUUUUAGUCCCACUGAUUGCACAAUAUAGUGUUUUUUCCCCAUGGCUAAAUGAAUUAAGCCAAAGAAGCAAACUUCUUGUGAGGAUUCUUUA
Molecule: messenger RNA, 3941 nt
Organism: Hypanus sabinus (Atlantic stingray)
Lineage: Eukaryota; Metazoa; Chordata; Chondrichthyes; Myliobatiformes; Dasyatidae
Gene: rfc5
Product: replication factor C (activator 1) 5
Exons: 11
Coding region: 504-1649 (381 amino acids)
Biological process (GO): DNA-templated DNA replication; DNA repair
Cellular component (GO): nucleus; DNA replication factor C complex
Molecular function (GO): ATP binding; ATP hydrolysis activity; DNA binding
Source: RefSeq, a predicted model, not a curated record